Sclerotinia borealis F-4128 is the source of this 1902-nucleotide messenger RNA. NCBI's taxonomy places the organism in Eukaryota, Fungi, Ascomycota, Leotiomycetes, Helotiales, Sclerotiniaceae. The record is from the annotation of a GenBank genome assembly.
AUGGGUAUCAAAGUUUUUGACCUUUUUGCGAGCCUUGUCGCGACAACUAGUCCACUGAUUUCAGAUACCGCGUUUCUCAAUUCCUACAAUUCACGUGGAAAUAAACUUCCUAAAAGUUCGGAUGUGGUUGUUGUUGGGGGUGGAAUACACGCGUUGAUAUAUGCUAUUCAUGCGAAAAGUUUGGAGCUGCAGGGAAAUGGAAAAGGAAGUACUACAAGCAUGACUAUUCUCGAGAAAUCACCCAGUCCAACCUACAAGAUCGGAGAAUCAACAUUAACCGUGUUUGGACUCUGGCUCAAGACGGUUGGCAUUGAUUCCCCAAUGCUUUCGCGUCUUUUUGGACCAAAGGAUGGCUUAGCAUUCUUCUACUUUUCCCCCGAAGACAACCCAGAAAAUUACACGCAGUUUGUUGCCAAUGGACCUCCAGCAGACUUUGUACCAACUCUCCAAAUUGAAAGGAAAAUCAGCGAAUUGAUGCUUACACUCUAUGCACAACGUUUGGGAAUAAAUGUUCUUCAUGGAAAAGAAGUCAUCAUUGAGAAGAACGCCGGCAAAGACGAGGCUGAUGGAGUAUCCAUUCAAGUACGAGACUCUGAGACCAUGAGGGAGGAAUCGGUGGAGGCUAGACUUGUGAUUGAUGCCACUGGUCGUUUCCAUCGCUUUAUCUCGAAAGAGGCACGUAUAGAGCGUGUGGAGGGAUUCAACACAAAUGCGUAUUGGGCGUACUUCGAAUGUCCAGGCGAUGAGUCUGAGAUUCCUUUGAGACAUUAUGAGAGUGUCAAUACGAAUCAUAUAUGUCUUCCUGAAGGAUGGGCUUGGGUAAUUAGACUUCCUUCGUGGGAGGGUAGCUCUAUUCCUAACCUGACAGCCAUGAUCAACCACUUGCUAGACCUCAACGCUGCCAAAGCACCAGCAGAUUCUUAUCCUUCGGUCCGUGAACUGGUUGAAAGGUUCCAAGUCAAGUUUCGGUGGGUUGUCAGCAUUGGUUUUGCUCUUCGCUCCGACGUUAUUUACCCCGAAAAUAUUUCUAGCUACGGAAGUAGUGAAGCCGAACAGAAAUUCAAUUGGAUCGUGUCCCGAUACCAGAAAGUAUCCGAACUGAUGGAAAAGCACAAGGUUAUUGAAAAUCUGUAUGGUCCAGGAACUACAUGGUUUGUCCGCAAGAACCUUGCCUUUCGAGCGCCGCGCGUCACCGGAAAGAAUUGGCUGGCUAUUGGUGACGCGACAGGUUUCACCAACCCGCUGUAUUCUCCAGGCAUCAAUGCAAGUAUGAGCACCAGUAUAUAUGCGGCCGAGAUGACGAAGAAGUAUCUUUCAACGAAGGAUCAAACUGCCAAGAAGAAUCUGUUCCAGAAAUAUGAAGAGUUUUGCAAAGAUCGCGUCCCAAAGAAUCAACGUAUGAACGUCUUCAAUUAUGUCUGCAUGCGUUCUCCCGAACUUGGACCACUUGGACCCAUCUGGCAGUACUUGUGCGGAACAGGAAACGAGAAAUUCCAGAAUGCAAAGAAGUUAAAUCUGGGAAAUGUACAUCAGCUCUUGACAACUUGGGACUGGGGUUCGAAUCAAGAGGAAUUUAUCACUUUCAGCAAACUAGUCAUCCUGAUACUUGACGGAUCACCGCAUGCUAAGCUGUCCCAGGAAACCAUCGAUGAAGUCAAGAAACUUUCGGCAGAGCAUUUGAAGUUGGCGAUGGCUUCUGGUAAGUACAAGGGAAGAUGGGCGGGAUUAUUGCGCUGGUAUGAUGAUGAUCUUAACUUUGUCGCGGACAAAGUAGAUCGAGAUGUGUUGGCUCGAAGGUGUUGGACAUGUGGAGAGUGGAAGAUGUUGAGACCUGAUUGCAGGAAGUGUGUAUACUGUGGCUGGGAGCAUACCAUCGAGGAGAGUACAAAAGUUUUGUAUUGA